AUGAGCCCUCUCCUGCCAGCAAGGUUUCUGGCCGAUCAGGUGUACAGGAAAAGAAGCCCAUCAAUAUCAAGAGAACAGAACAGAAAAUACGAUCAAAGGGACGAGAGAGACGAAUAUUCACAGUAUGCUACAUCAGACAGUGCAAUGCCCAGGUCACCAUCAGAUUAUUCAGAUAGGCGGUCGCAGCGUGGGCCUCAGUUAUAUGAAGAACCUGAACUGGGUGAUUAUAGAGAUUCCAACAGAAGGAGUCGCAGGCGUUCCAAGGAGUAUCCGGUAGAAGAGGAAGAUGCACAAAACAGGGAAGAAUAUGAAAGGCAGCGGAGGGAAGAGGAAUACCAGGCACGAUACCGAAGUGAUCCUAAUUUGGCUCGUUAUCCAGUCAAGCCACAACCGUAUGAGGAACAAAUGCGUAUCCACGCUGAAGUGUCCCGAGCACGUCAUGAACGGAGACAUAGUGAUGUCUCAUUGGCAAAUACAGAGUUGGAAGAUUCUCGGAUGUCUAUGCUGAGGAUGGAACGACCAUCAAGACAAAGAUCAGUGUCUGAGCGCAGGGCUGCCAUGGAAAAUCAACGUUCAUACUCUAUGGAAAGAACUCGAGAGGCUCAGGGACCAAGUCCCAGUCGUCAGAGGACCACAAAUCAUAGCCCUCCUACACCUAGGAGGAGUCCAAUUCCUCUGGAAAGACCAGACAUGAGGCGCUCUGAUUCAUUAAGGAAACAACACCAUUUGGAUCCCAAUUCUGCCGUACGGAAAACAAAGCGUGAAAAGAUGGAGACCAUGUUACGGAAUGAUUCACUCAGCUCAGACCAGUCUGAAUCUGUCAGACCUCCACCACCAAAGCCCCAUAAAACGAAAAAGGGAGGUAAAAUGCGCCAGGUUUCACUAAGUAGCUCAGAAGAAGAAUUGGCGUCCACUCCAGAGUAUACGAGUUGUGAUGAUGUAGAGAUUGAAAGUGAAAGUGUUAGUGAAAAAGGAGACAUGGAUUACAACUGGUUGGACCAUACGUCUUGGCAUAGCAGUGAGGCAUCCCCAAUGUCUUUGCAUCCAGUAACUUGGCAACCAUCCAAAGAUGGAGACCGUCUCAUUGGUCGGAUUUUGUUAAAUAAACGACUAAAAGAUGGAAGUGUGCCUAGAGACUCAGGAGCAAUGCUUGGAUUGAAGGUAGUAGGAGGAAAGAUGACUGAAUCAGGUCGACUCUGCGCAUUUAUCACCAAAGUUAAAAAAGGAAGCUUAGCUGAUACAGUGGGGCAUCUUAGACCAGGUGAUGAAGUAUUAGAAUGGAAUGGAAGGCUACUACAAGGAGCCACCUUUGAGGAGGUGUAUAACAUCAUUCUAGAAUCCAAACCUGAGCCACAAGUGGAGCUUGUCGUUUCAAGACCAAUAGGGUAA
This is a messenger RNA of Fulmarus glacialis (Northern fulmar), 1389 nucleotides long. RefSeq names its product regulating synaptic membrane exocytosis protein 2-like. Gene Ontology annotation, molecular function: small GTPase binding; transmembrane transporter binding. NCBI's taxonomy places the organism in Eukaryota, Metazoa, Chordata, Aves, Procellariiformes, Procellariidae. The transcript is spliced from 6 exons. The record is from RefSeq and is a predicted model, not a curated record. Bases 1 to 1389 code for a protein of 462 amino acids. Gene Ontology annotation, biological process: calcium ion-regulated exocytosis of neurotransmitter; regulation of membrane potential; positive regulation of synaptic transmission. Gene Ontology annotation, cellular component: cytoskeleton of presynaptic active zone; presynaptic membrane.